Messenger RNA from Pristis pectinata (smalltooth sawfish), 3384 nucleotides. Its product is annotated as VPS10 domain-containing receptor SorCS1-like. Gene Ontology annotation, molecular function: protein binding. Bases 1 to 3300 code for a protein of 1099 amino acids. Gene Ontology annotation, cellular component: membrane; Golgi apparatus. Lineage: Eukaryota; Metazoa; Chordata; Chondrichthyes; Rhinopristiformes; Pristidae. The transcript has 27 exons. The record is from RefSeq and is a predicted model, not a curated record. Gene Ontology annotation, biological process: post-Golgi vesicle-mediated transport.
AUGGUGCCGCAGGUUGUGUGGAAGCCGGUGUGGAUGUGUUGGACACUGCUCGCCUCUCUCGCCUCUGCGGACUUGAAUUGCGCCCCUUCUCCGGCGAGGCAGCGGGGAUCGGUGUAUGUGCGCCUCGGGGCGGAGGGUUCGACGGGGCGAUGGCGUCGCGGGCUUUUGGACGAGUUCCCCGGGAUGGGCGCAGGCGGUCCGGGUCACGGCGGCAGCUCCCGCCCGGAGGCGGUGAAACUGACCAACCCUCGGCCGGAGGAGAUGGAACUGACCAGUACCACCUUCGCAUUGGCCGGUGAUUCCGCGCACAAUCAAGCCAUGGUUCAUUGGUCUGGACAGAACAGUAGCGUGAUUCUCAUCCUGACAAAGCUCUACGACCACAAUCUCGGGAGUGUCACGGAAAGCUCACUAUGGAGGUCAACUGACUAUGGAACCACGUAUGAGAAGCUGAAUGACAAAGUGGGCCUCAAAACUGUGCUGAGUUACCUGUACGUCUGUCCUACCAACAAGAGGAAGAUAAUGCUCGUGAGUGACCCUGAGAUUGAGAGCAGUGUUCUAAUCAGCUCAGACGAGGGCGCGACCUAUCAAAAGUAUCGCCAGAGCUUUCAGAUCCAAAGCAUGCUGUUCCAUCCGCAAGAAGAGGAUUGGAUCCUGGCCUACAGCCAAGAUCAAAAGUUGUACAGUUCCAGUGACUUUGGACGGAGAUGGCAGCUGGUCCAUGAGAGAAUCACUCCAAAUCGCUUCUACUGGUCUGUGGUGGGUUUGGACAAGGACCCAGACCUUGUGCACAUUGAAGCAAGGGCAGCAGAUGGAUAUGCUCAGUACAUCACCUGUAGAAUUCAGAACUGCUCAGAAGCAGCAAGCAGCACACCAUUUCCCGGUUACAUAGACCACAAUUCAUUGGUGGUUCAAGAUGACUACGUGUUUGCGCAGGUGACAUCUGGUGGACGGGUAACCUACUACGUGUCAUAUCGCAGAGAGGGCUUCGCACAGAUGAAGCUCCCCAAAUAUUCAUUGCCCAAGGAUAUGCACAUCAUCAGCACAGAUGAAAACCAAGUAUUUGCCGCUUUGCAGGAAUGGAACCAGAAUGACACGUAUAACCUGUAUGUGUCUGACGCAAGAGGAGCCUACUUCACUAUUGCUUUGGAGAAUGUGAAAAGCAGCAGAGGCCCAGAGGGGAACGUUAUGAUUGACCUUUAUGAGGUAGCAGGGAUAAAGGGAAUGUUCUUGGCUAACAAAAAGGUGCAAAAGCAGGUCAAGACCUUCAUCACAUACAAUAAGGGACGAGACUGGCGACUUCUGGAGGCUCCCGCCACAGAUCUGAGAGGCAAGGACCUUCACUGUCUUCUGCCAUACUGCUCCUUGAAUCUGCAUCUGAAUGUGGCACAGAAUCCUUACACAUCAGGCAACAUAGGCAGCAAGGACUCAGCACCGGGCAUCAUUGUGGCUUCAGGCAACAUCGGCCCUGAGCUAAAAAUGGACAAGGACAGUCCCACUGGCAGCAUGUUCAUCUCAUCAGACGGAGGGAACUCCUGGAGACAGAUAUUUGAAGAGGAACACAGCAUUUUAUUCCUGGAUCAAGGUGGUGCAUUGGUGGCCAUUAAACACACACCUCAACCAAUCCGGCAUCUGUGGCUGAGCUUUGAUGAAGGGAGAUCCUGGAGUAAGUACAGCUUCACCUCAGUUCCUCUCUUUGUAGAUGGAGUACUGGGUGAACCCGGAGAGGAAACUCUGGUAAUGACUGUGUUUGGUCACCUCAGCCACCGCUCUGAUUGGCAACUGGUUAAAGUGGACUACAGGUCCAUCUUCAGUAGGAGGUGCAUGGAAAAUGACUUUCAAGUCUGGAAGCUGCACAGUCAGGGAGAGCCUUGUAUCAUGGGGGAAACACGGAUAUACAAGAGACGCCGCCCAGCAACGCAGUGCAUUUUGGGGAAGAAAUACAGAGAAGUGGUGACAUCAGUGCCUUGUAAUUGCACAGACAAGGACUUUGAGUGUGAUUUUGGAUAUGAGCGUCACUCUGAUGGGAGAUGCUUACCAGCCUUCUGGUACAACCCAUCCUUCAUGACCAAGGAAUGUAGUACGGGACAGAGCUACCUCAACAGCACAGGUUAUCGGAAGGUUGGUGCCAAUAAUUGCACUGGAGGUGUCAGGGAUCAGUACACAGCCAAGCGGCAUCUGUGCUCCAGCCGGGCUCCACGGGGUCUGCACCUUGUCACCAGCGACGGAAUACUGGCCACUGUGUCGGGACAGAACGUCACCUUCAUCGCCCACCUGGAAGAGGGAGAUAUUCCGAGGACCAGCCUGCAGAUAGAAUUUGGCGAUGGUACUGCAGUUACCUAUGCUAAUCUCAGCUCCGUCAAAGGAGGGAUCAAGCAUGUCUACAAGCACGGCGGAGUCUACCGUGUCAUCGCAAAAGCAAAGAACAACCUGGGAUCCACGCGAGCCAUCCUGUUCCUGCAUGUAAAUUGUCCUAUCGAGCACGUGCACCUGUCCCUGCCUUACGUUGCAAUCACCAACCAGGAGGUGAAUUUGACAGCUGUGGUGUUGCCCAGUACAACUGGCCCUCUCACUUACUUCUGGUGGAUUGAAAACAAGACGGAGCCCAUCAUCACCCUGGAGGACAAAGCUUCCGUCAGGUUCUCCAAAGAGGGAAUAAAUAGCAUCACUGUGCAAGUGUCCGCUGGCAGUUCCAUUCUCCAAGAUGUAAAGAGUAUAGCCAUAUUUGAUUCCUACCGCUCAUUGCUGCUGUCGUUUACGCCCAACCUGGAAGAUCACAACCCAGACAUUCCUGAGUGGAGGCAAGAUCUGAGCAGGCUUGUCAAAAGAACUCUCGGAGAAGUCACAGCGUUACCAGAGCAACGGAUGUUGCUAGCCAUCCUGCCAGGCUUGCCGACUGCAGCAGAACUUUAUAUCCUCCCGCACCGAGAUGCUACAGAAGAGAGGUUAAACAGCAUGAGUCUAGAUCAGAUUUCAGACAUGGUGAUUAACGCACUGAAUCAGAAUCGGAUUCAAUUUGAGCUAAAGCCUGGCAUUCGGAUCAUUGUUUCCACUGCCCAUCUCACCUUAGCUCCUCUUGUGGAUUCCAGCCCAGGACACAGUGGUUCAGCUUUGUUGAUGCUGCUUUCUUUGGCCUUUGUUGGCUUAGCUGUUUUUGUAAUCUACAAAUUUAAAAGUGCUCUGAGCAGCCUUAUCCACCAUGUUGGAGGGACCGUCAGAGAGGAGUGGCCAUUGCGGGCACCUGGAGAAAACCCAACAACAACAGAAAGUGAGAGCACAAAAGAAAUUCCAAGCUAUGUUUAGCCCUGAGACUGCUGAAUCCACAUUGGAGAUGAACUUUUCUAUCUGACAACACACAAGGUUUUAGCUUUAAAACUGUGCAUGUGG